Molecule: messenger RNA, 3446 nt
Organism: Colossoma macropomum (tambaqui)
Lineage: Eukaryota; Metazoa; Chordata; Actinopteri; Characiformes; Serrasalmidae
Gene: ogdhl
Product: oxoglutarate dehydrogenase L
Exons: 23
Coding region: 260-3292 (1010 amino acids)
Biological process (GO): tricarboxylic acid cycle
Cellular component (GO): oxoglutarate dehydrogenase complex; mitochondrion
Molecular function (GO): thiamine pyrophosphate binding; oxoglutarate dehydrogenase (succinyl-transferring) activity
Source: RefSeq, a predicted model, not a curated record
AGAUGGUUGGCGGAGGCCUCUAACAUUACGGCUAUACUGCGCUCUGCACUUCCAGCACUGCAGCUACUGCAGGCGCUGCGCUUAAUGCACCGCUCUCCUCUGGUGCCCGAGGGUUUAUGAGGAUUUGACGUUGGGGGAUUAACGGACACAGAGACACAGACACGAACUCGACCUAGAAUCAAACGACAAUGAGCUGUACUCGAACUCGGGGCUGAAACGGACCUCUGCUCCUCGCAUUACCUUCCAAGGCUGAGCAGAUAUGAGUCAGUUUCGGUCACUGGCUGGUGUCCUACGGGGCAGUGGCCUGUGGAUGCUGGGUCGUAAUGGGCCAGGGAGACCAGUGUUUAACCCCCGUCGAGGCUGUUCCUCUCGGGUCGCUCAGCUGUCACCGUCAGCCCUCAGCUCCAGCUAUGUGGAGGAGAUGUACUAUGCCUGGCUUGAGGAUCCCAAAAAUGUUCAUGAGUCUUGGGAUGCCUACUUCCGCAAUGCCCAGGCCAGCAGUUCAGUUGGGGAAGCAGAAGAGAGGCGCCCAUCCAUGCUUCUACAGGGUCGAGCCAUGUCCCAGACACCUGCCAUGUCCCAGAAAGUGGUCGAGGAUCACUUAGCUGUCCACAACCUUAUAAGAGCCUACCAGAUCCGAGGCCAUCAUGUGGCUCAACUGGACCCUCUUGGCAUCCUUACAGCUGACAUAGAUUCUUUUGUCCCCUCAGAUUUGAUAACAACCAUUGACAAGCUUGGGUUCUAUGGCUUGGACGAGUCUGAUCUGGACAAGACCUUUCAGUUACCAUCCACAACAUUUAUUGGAGGUCAGGAAACCACACUUCCACUCAGGGAAAUCAUUCACAGACUUGAGACAUCAUACUGUGGUCAUAUUGGCGUGGAAUUCAUGUUCAUCAACAACGUAGAGCAGUGUCAGUGGAUCCGGCAGAAAUUUGAGACUCCGGGCAUCAUGAAAUUUACUGACAGAGAGAAGAGGACACUGCUGGCCAGACUGGUGCGCUCAACUCGUUUUGAGGACUUCCUGGCCCGCAAAUGGUCUUCAGAGAAGCGCUUUGGCUUAGAGGGCUGUGAAGUCCUUAUCCCUGCCUUGAAGAUGAUCAUUGACAGGUCAAGUGCAGCUGGAAUAGAGAGUGUAAUCAUGGGCAUGCCCCACAGGGGUCGACUGAACGUGCUGGCCAAUGUUGUUCGGAAAGAUCUUGAUCAGAUAUUCUGUCAGUUUGAUCCCAAACUUGAAGCUGCAGAUGAGGGCUCAGGAGAUGUGAAGUACCACCUGGGCAUGUACCAUGAGCGGAUCAACAGGGAGACGGAUAAGAACAUCACCCUGUCGCUCAUGGCUAACCCCUCUCACCUGGAGGCAGUGGACCCUGUAGUGCAGGGCAAAACUAAAGCAGAGCAGUUCUACAGAGGAGACACUGAAGGGAAGAAGGUGAUGUCUAUUCUGAUGCACGGUGAUGCAGCAUUUGCUGGUCAAGGAGUUGUCUAUGAAACCUUCCAUCUCAGUGAGCUCCCCUCAUACACCACUCUUGGCACCAUCCAUGUUGUUGUCAACAAUCAGAUUGGCUUCACCACUGAUCCGCGAAUGGCACGCUCUUCUCCCUACCCCACUGAUGUGGCUCGUGUGGUCAACGCACCCAUCUUCCAUGUCAAUGCUGAUGACCCUGAGGCUGUAAUGUAUGUGUGUAGAGUGGCUGCAGAAUGGAGGAGCACCUUUAACAAGGAUGUGGUCAUAGACCUGGUUUGUUACCGGCGCUUUGGCCACAACGAGAUGGACGAGCCCAUGUUUACUCAGCCUCUGAUGCACAAGCAGAUACGCAAGCAGGAGCACGUGCUGAAGAAAUAUGCAGACAAGCUCAUCUCUGAGGGUGUGGUUACUCUGCAGGAGUUUGAGGAGGAAGUGGCCAAGUAUGACAAAAUCUGUGAAGAAGCAUACACCGCCUCCAAAGAUGAGAAGAUACUACACAUCCGCCACUGGCUAGACUCACCUUGGCCAAACUUCUUCACAGUUGAGGGUGAACCAAAGUGUAUGAGCUAUCCCCCUACUGGGCUGACUGACGAGGUCCUGAAGCACAUUGGCGAAGCUGCCAGCUCUGUCCCUCUGCAGGACUUCUCCAUUCACAGUGGAGUUUCAAGGAUCUUACGAGGCCGGGCUGACAUGCUUAGUAAACGUACAGUGGACUGGGCUCUGGGGGAGUACAUGGCCUUUGGCUCUCUGCUGAAAGAUGGAAUUCAUGUGAGACUGAGUGGGCAGGAUGUGGAGAGAGGAACCUUCAGUCACCGUCAUCAUGUCCUGCAUGACCAGGAAGUGGAUAAACGAUUUUGUGUCCCACUGAACCAUCUGUGGCCAGACCAAGCCCCUUACACAGUGUGCAACAGCUCUCUGUCUGAGUAUGGAGUAUUGGGUUUUGAGCUGGGGUUUGCUAUGGCUAGUCCCAAUGCUCUUGUGUGCUGGGAGGCUCAGUUUGGGGACUUUCACAACACAGCACAGUGUAUCAUUGACCAGUUCAUCAGUUCAGGCCAGGCCAAGUGGGUCCGCAACAACGGCAUUGUCCUGCUACUGCCCCAUGGCAUGGAGGGAAUGGGCCCAGAGCACUCGUCAGCACGACCUGAGCGUUUCUUGCAGAUGAGCAAGGAUGACCCUGAUCGCUAUCCGGAAUUCACUGGUGAUUUUGAGGUCCAACAGCUUUACGACUGCAACUGGAUCGUGGUUAACUGCUCAACACCUGCCAACUACUUUCAUGUGCUGAGGAGGCAGAUCUUAUUACCAUUCAGAAAGCCUCUAAUUAUUUUUACUCCUAAGUCCUUGCUGAGGCUCCCUGAGGCCCGUUCCAGUUUUGAUGAGAUGACCACAGGAACAAAGUUCAGAAGAAUCAUACCAGAUGAGGGUCCUUCAUCUAAAAACCCAGGCAAAGUGAAGAGAGUCAUCUUCUGCACUGGUAAAGUCUACUAUGAGCUGGCAAAAGAGAGAAAACAGCUCAAACUAGAGGAUACAGUGGCAAUAGUCCGACUGGAGCAGAUAUCACCAUUUCCUUUUGACCUCAUCAAGGCUGAAGUUGAGCUUUAUGCCAAUGCUGAACUGGUAUGGUGUCAGGAAGAGCAUAAAAACAUGGGUUAUUACGACUAUGUAAGGCCACGCUUCCUCACUGUGCUGUCCAAUAAGAAACCAGUAUGGUAUGUUGGCCGUGACCCUGCUGCAGCCCCUGCCACAGGAAACAAGUUCACUCACCUGGCGGAGCUCAAGAGGUUCAUGGACACUGCGUUCCACCUCAAUGCCUUUGAGGGCAGGAGCUUUUGAUGCUGUUGAAUCAGCUACUUUAAGCUUUCAUUAGACUUAGCGAUUUUGACCUCAUGUAUGCCUUGCUCACAAUGCACAAUACUUGCUCACAUGUAGCAUUAGAAUAAUAUUAUAUCCAUUAAGAUUUUCACUGUUAUUCUAAUCUCAGAUACUG